Messenger RNA from Paramecium sonneborni, 564 nucleotides. NCBI's taxonomy places the organism in Eukaryota, Ciliophora, Oligohymenophorea, Peniculida, Parameciidae. The record is from the annotation of a GenBank genome assembly.
AUGUUAUUGAUAUUCUAAAAAGCAAAUGUAUUGUUAUUCUUCAUAAGAGUAGAUAGAACAAUAGAACAAAACUAUUCUAAACAAAUCUAAAUAAUGUAAAAACAAGAGUAUAAUUACUAUUCUUGUAAAGAAAAUCAACAUAUGAACCUAUUAAAAAUUAAGGGAUGAAAUGAUAGACUAAGUUAGUUUUAAUCAUUUAAGAAUUGAAUUGAAUUGUAGUAAGUCUAAGAAUUAGAAAAAAAUUUAUGUUAACAUUCAGAAUUAUAACAACUUUUGAUUUACAAUAAAGAAGCAAAUUUAUUAUCAAAUUUAAUGAAUUAGAUUGAUUGGCCAGAUUAAUUAAGUAUUUCAAUAAAACAAUAUCAGUAAAAACUUAAUUAAUUGACCAAUAAUAAUAAGGAUGUAUUAUUAAAAAUAUAUUUUAAUUAUAGUAGAGAAUGUUAUACUCAUUAGAUAAACUUAACAUAAUUAUAUAUUAGUUAAUAAAUUGAAGAGUAUGAGUUAAAUUUGGCAAGAUAAAGAAUUUCAAAUUAUCAAAAUGAAUUAAAUUUGUUAAAAUAAUGA